AUGGACUCCGUCGCCCACCGGCCGUGGGAGCCUGUCUCCUCGGGCCCUCAAACACCUGCCGCCUCGAAUCAGACGUUACCCUCGAUCUCAACGUUAACCGCGAGCAUGGGCACUGCCAUCAACCCAUCCGAGAAAUCCCCCGGCAACUCCUCCUUGAACACGAUCGAACGAGACUCGGGGAAUUGGUCAAUGCCGCAAAGCACAAGUAGGACUCCCCCCGGGGCGGAUUGGGCGCGGCAUGCUGACCCUUCAGGAUCCUCAACCUACUCGACUACGACCAAUGGGACCGGCAACAACUAUCCGUCCCUCACCUUCCUGACCUCGACCUCCCAACCCUCCCCGAAUCGUGGCCACGUCGCGCCAGACCGAUCGCCGUACCCGCACGAUCAAUCAACAACUCCUUCCUCGGCCGGCGCGCAACAACCCUCGCCCAGCUUCAACACCACCCUGCCAAACUCGGCGCUCCCUUCGAUUAACCAGAACUUUGACGCCUCAUCGCAUCGCGGUAGUGUGGUUGAGGUACCGGAGUCGCGUCGGAGUAGCGUGGAUAGUCGUGUGAACCAAGGCAUCAGCUCGUUGGCGAUCAACCCGGCCUCGCCGUACCACAGCACGAAUGCGUCGCAGUCCUCGAUCGUCUCGAGUCUACAGCGGGAACGGGGGAUUUCAACCGACAUGAACUCAUACCGGGGGCCGCGGUACUCCGGGGGUAGCCAGCCUUUGUCCCCCUUGGGACCUCGACCAGGCGAGCACCGAUCGUUCGCGGCUGGGCGUACGGCACCUGCGAUCUCGUCCAACCCUCGUUCGGAGAUUUACAAUGCCGAGGCACCUACAGCGGGUAUGGCGUACGCUUUCCCGGAUCCCGAUGUAGCUCGAUCGAGCUCGAUCUCAUCCACAGAGAAGUCCAGUCAGCCAUUCUCCCGGAAGGGGAGUACGGCAGAGUCCCUCAACAGCAUGUACUCUGAGCGCAUGCCGCGAGGACAACACGAGCUACCUCCGAAUGUACACCACCACUCGCUGCAACAUAAACAGGUCCGCGAUCUGAUUGGGGAAUCCGAGUCGGGCUCCGGCAACACACCAUACAGUCGAACGCCCGAAUUGCGUGUCACGCAUAAGCUCGCAGAGCGCAAACGCCGCAGUGAGAUGAAGGACUGCUUCGAGGCUCUUCGCAUGCGCCUCCCGCAAACCCAAAACAACAAGUCCAGCAAGUGGGAGACGCUCAGCCGGGCCAUCGAAUAUAUCAACUCGCUGGAGAAGAACCUAGCCACGGCACGUCGCGAGAACUCCGUGAUGCGUACGGAGAUGGAGGAAAUGCGCGCUCAAUUCGCGCAACAACAGGCUCACGGCCCAUCGCGAUCAGGCUCUAUAUUCGAACAUCACCCGAUGGCGACGACCCUGACGAACGGACAACCGCCUGGCCCAGGAUUUGGCGGCUUCGGGAACGGGUCUGUUAUGGCCCAGGAGCAGCCGCGGACACUACCACCGCUCAUGAAUGGCUCCUCGGCUCCGAUGCAGGGCAUUCAGUAUACCGAUGAGCGGCGGUAG
Penicillium cataractarum is the source of this 1542-nucleotide messenger RNA. RefSeq lists its product as uncharacterized. The transcript is spliced from 2 exons. The record is from RefSeq and is a predicted model, not a curated record. NCBI's taxonomy places the organism in Eukaryota, Fungi, Ascomycota, Eurotiomycetes, Eurotiales, Aspergillaceae. Gene Ontology annotation, cellular component: RNA polymerase II transcription regulator complex. Gene Ontology annotation, molecular function: DNA-binding transcription factor activity; protein dimerization activity. Gene Ontology annotation, biological process: positive regulation of transcription by RNA polymerase II. The coding region runs from base 1 to 1542 and encodes 513 amino acids.